AUGGACUGGGUGUUGAAGAGGCUCGACGAGUUCAUCACCAUGACCUUUCGUGACUACGCCUAUUUCAGAACUGCAGAUGUGAAGAGCAGUCAAGUCCAUGGUAUCAGGAGGGUAAUCACGCUCGCGGGAGAACCAGGACCGUUCCCUCACCGCUUGAGCUAUCGUAGGCCUUUCAGAUUGAAGCUCAUUGACUGCCAACCGCCCACAGCCGUCCUUUCCUCCGAAAGCUUCAAGUGGCUGCAAUAUCUGUAUCAAGGAAAGAUUCCAGCAGAAUGGCACAGUCAAUUUCCUCCAAUGAGCUGUUCAGUCAAAACACUGAUCAACGAUCCCCGAUGGUCUUGUUGCGAAGCUCGAGCACUCUUCGUCAAUUUCCACCAAUGUGAUGUCGAAGUCCACGCAUGGUCGUGGGAAGCCGGCGCCAAUGACUGUCUCUCAUUGAAAGGUAUCAACGGUCUGACCGUGCUAUUUCUCACGGUUUCAGCUUUCAGUUCAGCUUCCAGCGACCACUUCAAAUAUCGCAUGCUCGCAUGUUUGUCAUGUGGGAGCAUUAUCAUCGAGGACCUUGCUCAACACCGGGUACGCCUCCACCAUCUAGCUCUAAUGAUGAUUGGUAUUUGCAAGGAGUUGGAGGCGUCUGUGGUCAAUUGGGACAAUCACUCUUUCGAGAUACUAUGUCGACACCUUGUUGCUUUCCAGCGACUAGGAGCAGGACCAUUUGCAGGUCUCGGCAGCCGAAUCGGCCGAGUUCUCUUCAAGAAAGACAGAGUCGCCAGCCAAGGCAUGCUCAGAGAGCCCACAACAGAUGAAGAUUUUCGAAAGCUCCGCCUUUAUGCCAUGCUCGAGGGCUGUGAAGCUGCCUUCUCAGUCAUCGCCUUCAUAGACAAGGUCGACCAACGAAUAUCUCCUACCCCGAGGUCGAAUCAGCCAGCUCCAACUGACUUCGACGUUGUGGCUAGCUUGACCAAGUCGAUUACCGAGGUGCUUCUUGCAGGCUUCAAGAAUGCUACAGCUAAAACGCUGAGGCAGGCAGUGAAGCAGCGAUUCCAGCAACGCCUAUCGAGAUUCAGCUACUGCGAUGCUAUCUCAAUAGAGCAGGACUUAAAUAACAUGAAACGAUUGCAUAUGAGAGAGCUGGCAUCGUAUGACGGUGUCGUUGACAGCGAGGUAUUUUUCCGCUACUUCGCUCAAGCUGCUAUCAUCACAUUUUCGGCAGCGGAGAUGAACAGUCACUUCCGCGCCGUCCUCGAUUGGUUUGGGGAGCUUGACGUGGAGGCGAUGAAGCAGUCCAGUGCUUUCGGUUACAGUGUGUGGGUCCCCGGAUUGGCUGAUGCGUUUUCCGUCUUAGGUGUGCUGAGCCUUCCUUACCUUGCGUCACUGCCUACUCGGCUCCUCAAGUUUCCUUUAACAGACGAGGAGCGCGAUCUCAUGAAACAGCAUGAGCUCUAUCUCCGAGUUGCCGCGGCAAUUGCUGCUCGACAGCGGCCCUGGUAUGCCUCGGUUGUGCAUCACGCCUUGGACUACCGAAGCCCACGUCUUCUAGCUAUCUCGGACGCCAACCCUCUCAACCUCAAAAAUGCUCGCUUUCCUUCUGUGCAACUUUCAGCCACCACGAGGAUCAUCCACCAGGUCCCACAAUUCCCAAAAGCAGCCACUCUAGCUCUGGUGACUAUUCCGCUGCUCGCGCUAGGGCUUUGGUCCUUCUAUCCGUCGGGUGCCGCAUCGUCGGCUGCAUGA
This is a messenger RNA of Trichosporon asahii var. asahii CBS 2479, 1734 nucleotides long. RefSeq lists its product as uncharacterized. The transcript has a single exon. Bases 1 to 1734 code for a protein of 577 amino acids. The record is from RefSeq and is a predicted model, not a curated record. Lineage: Eukaryota; Fungi; Basidiomycota; Tremellomycetes; Trichosporonales; Trichosporonaceae.